GCUUGGUAUGUAAGUGUGAGUUGUGUAUACCACCAAUGGUGAUGAAUAUUUGUAUCGGUUCAAUCCACGAUGGAUUCGAAUAGAAACAAGGGGCCGCGAUCUCUCUCCACACCUCCCACUCGUGUUUCCAACCAUCGUGGAAGACCCUCUCAUAAGACAUGGUUGACACCUAUAUAUUUACCUCCUUGAACACUAUCUAUCACUACACUUGAAAACUCAAUCACACGCAUAAUAUACACCUAUGUAUAUAUAUAUAAAAGUUGCUAUCGUAAAUCGCGACAGAAUUAAUUCGACAAGUACAUCAGAAGCUAGCACCAAUUUUGGCUUCGUUACAAGUGACUUCGAGUGAAGAAGAAUAGAAAAAAGUGAUACCAACUUAACGAUAGAUAUUACCUAGUUUCGUUUUUAAAAUUUCGAUAUUAACAACUUGGAGAUAUGUGGUGCAGGACCUCUUGUAGCGACAGACAGCAGCAGGAUGAUGAGCAGGUUCAUUGUAACUAACCACUCCUUCCGAUGUAAAUGGACAAUUGUUAAUAAAAGGUCGCUUUAGAUAAAGUUGAUUCGGGAACAUAUUCGCUACGUUUGUCUGAUGCUUGUUAUUGUUUAGUUAGUUAAGAAAGUUCGUGUGAUAAUUGACUGCACAAUAGAGACCGUUGAAAAGGAAGUGAACAAUAAACUGUGGUGACUGGUGGUUGACGGAGGAAUACUUUUCUUCAACGAGUUUGAGAAGAUAAAUAGUCGAAGAUUGAGACUGGUUGAAAAUGAUGUCCAAAAAGCAAUGGUUCGUUCUUCUAUGUAUUUUCAUUGUCUAUAUCAUGAUUGGUGCUUGUAUAUUUUGGGUAAUCGAGAGCAGGAAAGAAACCGAUCAGUUACUAGUCGAAGCCGAAGAAAGGAGAGAGAUAGAACUUUUGCUUAAAAAGCAUUAUUUGGCAAAAGUGAAUGAGAGCAAAGACGAUAUAUUUGAAAGACUCACGAGUUACUGUGGGAAACCGUUAUCUCAGAACAUGUCGGCCAUUGAUAUACCGCAAAGAUGGGAUUACUACCAUUCGCUCUUUUUUGUUGUCACUGUGGUUAGUACUAUAGGCUAUGGUAACCUGGCUCCAUCAACAACGUUUACAAGACUGUUCAUGAUAGCAUACAGUUUAAUUGGUAUACCUAUGAAUGGUAUAGUUAUGGUUACAUUGGGUGAAUUUUUUGCACGGUCGUUUGUAAAGCUUUACCAUCGAUGGAAAGCAACACGAGUCAAAUACGAACUAGCAACCUUCGGAUUGGUUGGCCAAAUAUGUCUGUAUUUGAUACCAGGUGUUAUGUUUUUCAUGAUAUUACCGUCAAUCAUAUUUAUGUGGUAUGAAGAAUGGACAUACGAUGAAGCCAUAUAUUUUUCAUUCGUAACUUUAACUACCAUAGGUUUUGGAGACUUUGUAGCAGGAACCGCUGAAAAGCACCAUGGAACCCUAUUCUACACGUGUUACCAACUAUUCCUCUUCGUUUGGGUCAUACUCGGUCUUGGAUACGUAGUGAUGAUUCUUGGAUUCAUAACGAGAGCAUUGCGUCACAAAAAAAUACACGAGAUCGAACAUAAAAUCGCAGUGAACCUCAAGAAGACUCCUCAACUGAUUCGUGAAGAACUUCGAACAAUUCUUAACGAAUUCUUGCUCAUGAAAGUUAAAAGGGUUUAUCGAGAAAAGUUUUCAUAUGUUUACACUGGAAUCAAUAGAAGUCAAAGUUGCCCUGACUUAAACAUAUAUCGCAAAACACCACAGAUGUUAAGAAAGAGGGCAUUUUCCGAAUGCAUCCAGCCACAAGUUGGCGAAAUCGCAAGAAUUAGGUCUGAUACGGAUCUGGAUUUGAUAGACAAAGAUAAAACGUUUAAUAAAACAAAUGCACUAAUAGAACCAAGUAAAUUGAUACUGAAAGUAGUAAAUGCUCUUGGCACGUGUGAAUCGACGGAAUCCGCUCCUGCUACAACACAGUAUGGAGUCGACCUAUUUUCGGAUAACGAGAUAUUGGCAAGUGAAAAGUUUUCGUCCAGUUGGAGUUUGGGAGAAGACAAACUGGCCCCCCUUGCACCAAAACCAAGAAAGAGGGCUAUAAGUGAAGUACGUUUCCCAUUCCAGAGACGUCUGAAUAGGGAAGAUAAUGAAAUGACCUGGCAUGGAGGAGUUGCACCGCCACCUCUCAAAUUCAAAACACUGCAACAGCAAAUGAAAACCAUCCAGUCAAACGAACAAGGCUUCCUCUCGAAGAUGAAGAAUAUUUUCAAAUAUCCUCGCGAUGAAGGAAAAUCAAAGGACAUCGAUAUUGAGAAGCAGGACAUGAUGGAUAGGAAUGCCUACCUGGAGCAAACAGCUCGAGGAAGAAUCAGUUUCUUUGAUGGUUUAAAGACACAAAAGAAUCAAAAACCAAGUAAUGUGCCAAACAGAGAACAACUUCUGGAGGAAACAUCAAUAGCAGAUUUCAUAAGAGCGUUAGCAAGUAUUUCUUUAGAUGACGAGAGCCCGGCGCCAAAACGAAAGCUCGGAACCGCAUCAUUAACUCCUCCACAGUUGGUAACACCUCCAAGGGCUCGUCAUUUAUCCUUCGAACCAGCUGUUCACUCACGACGGACAUCCAUUGGUUCACAAGCUAUUCAAAAUUAUAAGAGAAGAUCUUCAAUGAUCCCAAUAACUCAAUAUCAUCCAACACAACCGCGAAGGAUGUCCUUACGACCAGAAUUAAGUUACCACAGAAAAAUGUCGUUAAGGCAAGAUCCAAUGCUCUCUUCUUGGGCCGAGCAGAGGCGAUUUUCCUUAAAACCCGAACCUGUCGAUGAUCCUGUACAUCCUGCACCAUAUUCAGCAUCAAAUCGCCAUAUUUUACUACAAGGCGAUGGUUCAGGUAAAACGGGACGAUUUUACGUCACAAAAAGGGCUUCUUCGAUACGACUAGAACAGAGUCCUGUUCAAAGACAAGUUGCCAAAAAGAUGGACAAGGAUGGUAAUUCUAGUGAUGCAAAUAAAUAAGCUUUGGAUAUGGUGGUUGUUUUCAAAUAUUUGAAAUUUUAGAAAAAAAUUCAAAAAACUCAAAAGGAUAUAAAGGAAUGUCCAUUUGAAUUCAAUUUCAGCACACUGCUGUACUCCACACCAUAGUAUGAACGGAUAUCAGUAAAUUUGAAUCCACAGCUGUGAUAGUAAUAGCAAAUUUAAUUAUUACAUUUACAGAAUUUUGGUGUUUUUUAAGAAUGAAAUACCUUCUGUUAGAAAAUUAUAAAGAAUAUUCCAGUAAUAAGUUAUACACCUGAUAAUCAGGUAUUUGUUUUCCUGAUUUGUUUUAAAAUCUGUGAUAUAUAUGUAAAAAAAAUAAGGGUAGUUCAAUUAACUAACAAACUGAUGAUCCUAUUAUUAGUAGGUACGCUAUGAUUUAGUUGAAUUUAGUAAGUAGGGUUAACAUAAGAAAGGCUGUUGUAAUUGAAAUUCUCCAUUAUAAAAACUGACAGUGACGAAGUGCCUAUUCUAAAUUAAGCUUCUGUGUAUUGAAACGAUAUUGCCAGUAAUUAGUGAAUUAAUUAAUGUACAAUUCUUACCGUAUUGUAUUAUACAAAAAAAGGACAUUAGUACCUAUCUACUCUAAACGCUGUGAUUCCGUGUUUAAUAUUUAACUUUGACGACAGCUGAGUUUGUUGUUAAGUUUUAAUAUAGGUUACUGUUGUUAAUGCCUUCACCUUGUGACAUACCUAUUUAUUUGAAACUGUGAUAUUUACAAUAAUAAAAGUGUUUUUCAAUAAAUGAACCUAAUCGUC
Messenger RNA from Agrilus planipennis (emerald ash borer), 3778 nucleotides. RefSeq names its product open rectifier potassium channel protein 1 (gene Ork1). The transcript is spliced from 7 exons. Lineage: Eukaryota; Metazoa; Arthropoda; Insecta; Coleoptera; Buprestidae. Gene Ontology annotation, cellular component: membrane. Gene Ontology annotation, molecular function: potassium ion leak channel activity. The record is from RefSeq and is a predicted model, not a curated record. Gene Ontology annotation, biological process: stabilization of membrane potential; potassium ion transmembrane transport. Bases 762 to 3002 code for a protein of 746 amino acids.